This is a messenger RNA of Biomphalaria glabrata, 3718 nucleotides long. Its product is annotated as phosphatidylinositol N-acetylglucosaminyltransferase subunit Q-like. The coding region runs from base 401 to 2164 and encodes 587 amino acids. The transcript is spliced from 9 exons. Gene Ontology annotation, biological process: GPI anchor biosynthetic process. The record is from RefSeq and is a predicted model, not a curated record. Lineage: Eukaryota; Metazoa; Mollusca; Gastropoda; Planorbidae. Gene Ontology annotation, cellular component: endoplasmic reticulum; membrane.
AUGGAACAUCUAGAUUCUAGAACUAGCUCUAGUUACACUAGACAUGGCUCACCACAGACUGAGACAGGCUUAAUUUAUAGAUUCUAGUCAUUCAUUAAUCAUACUAAUAAUGAAGUUUACCAGUCCAGUGAGUCUGACUCUGAGUAAAGUCUGAGUCACUUCUGAGGGACCAAUGGCGGCAAUAGAAACAAAAAUAAAAUUUAAAAAUACAAUUAUUUUGAAUUAUAAAAUAUAAAUCGUAGAUGAGAUAGUUUCUAAUAGUCAAUAGUCUCAAUAGAUCUAAAAUCUACAUAUCUAGAUCUAGUAUGAAUAGUAUGAUCUAUGCCUAAUCAUAUCUAGAUCUACUACUUGAUUUAUUACUAAUCUAGUUAUAGAUUCUAGAUCUAUAUCUAGAAGAUAAAUGGUAAAAAUGAGGCUUGUUGCAUGGAAUGCUUUCAUUCCUAUACAAGUUAAACAAGUAACUGAAUCAGCCAACUCCUCAGUAUCAACCUGGUAUUUGACGGGAACCAUUGAUUAUGCAAGUUAUUUCAUUUGUGUUCAUGGUAUGAGAAAACAAAGUAAAGAUAUCAAGGAUAAAGACCAUAGUUGUAUUGGCAUCUGGCAAAGAACUAAAGAUGCAGAAUUUAAGAGAAUAUCUUCUCAAAGUAUGCUUCUAAUUUGUGUUAAGAAAACUAAAAAUGUCAAAGUUACUGACUCUUUUCAGGCUGUUUUUUACAAUCAAAGUUUGGAGGCUCAUCCAGUUACCUGUAUUUUUUAUGAACCAAAAGAAUUGACGAUAUCAUAUAUUUUGUUAAAAUCCUUGAGAUUAGAUACGGAUAAGAAAAGAAUCUGUGAUAAGGCUGAGAAGAAUGCACUUGGAUAUUUUGAAAGCAUCAAGGAAGCACCAUACGAAAACUGUUUAACUGCCUUAAUUAAAAAUAUAAGUUCUGGAUGCUUGCUGCCUACAACACAAGAGCAGGUGGAUACGUUGUUUAUUAAGGCAUCAGCGAGGGCUAAAAGUGAAGCAGUGUUGAAUGCUCUGUGUGUAGCACUCCCCCUCUUUUUGAUGUAUUUCAUUUGUUUCUUUGGCAAGCUCAUUUAUUGUGGAUCAAAAAUUAUUCAUUCAAAUUGUCCAUGGUUAUCUAAAAUAAUGCAGUUACCAAAUAUUUUGCAUCAUAUUCAAAGCAAAGCCUUUCAGUAUCAAAAAGUUCUUAAACUAUCUCAAAAGGAUCCUUUUAACAGAUUCAUUUUAUAUAACUGUUACUGUCAACAAUUUGUUGACACAUGUCUUGGACUCAGCAUGAUAUACCUAAUCACACAGACAGGACAAGCUGAGUAUAUAGCAUCUUGCAUUGAAAAUUGGGCAGAUGAUGCAGCACACAAUUUAACAGUUUUAGUGAAGUGGCUGAUGGGGGCACCUGCUGGUCUUAAACUUAAUGCACAGCUGACCAAAUUUUUUGGUCAUUUUUUCAUCUACCACAUUUACCUCUGGUCAGGUUAUCUCUCCUAUCUGAAGCUAGUCAUGUCAUCUGUCAUUUGGUAUAGUAGUUUUGUUGGUGUUUUGGGUGUGUCGGCUCAGCUGUGUCUGGUACAAGAUGUACUGUCCAUGCUCACACUUCACAUUUAUUGUUUCUAUGUUUAUGCAGCAAGAAUAUUUAGUGUUCAAGUAUAUGCAAUUUGUUCCUUGUGGAGACUGUUCCUUGGCAAGAAAUGGAAUGUCCUACGAUCUCGGGUUGAUUCAGCUCUUUACAAUACAGAUCAACUUUUUGUUGGAAAUUUGAUAUUUACAGUUCUGUUGUUCCUGCUGCCUACCACUGCUCUGUAUUAUGUUGUCUUCACUGCAUUUCGUUUACUUGUACUUAUAGCUAAAGGUUUUCUGCACAGAAUUGUCUAUGUGAUUAAUGUAACCCCUGUCUUCACUGUGAUUGUCAAAGUACUGGCCCCUAAAUGGCUAGUUGGCUCUGUCAGAUUUGAAAUACAAAAUGAAACAGACUGCUGUAAGACCUUAGUAUUGGCUAUGGAAACUUGCCAGAUCUCAGUCAGAAAGUUGUUUUCAUUCACUUCAAGCUGGAUGUGCUCACCACCACUACCCACCUAUACUUGGAGAGAGUGUUUCUACUACCUGGCAACUGGGCAGCUCAUUUAUCCCUGGAUACAUCCUGAUAAUGAUAAAAAAUGUGCAUAAAUUGUGUGGGCCAACCUUUGAAUUUAUAGUAGUGAGCAGGGCAAGAUUGAAGCAUGUGGAGGCCCCUGCACUCUUUCCAAAGUUAUAUAUUUAUAAAAGCAUCCUAUAUUUUAGAAGGAAAAAAAAAGUAUUUUUGUAUUUAAUCUUACUUUCCUUUUUUUUUAAAAAAAAUUUAAUAUCCAUAUUUUAGUUUUUAAAAAAAAAGGGUAUAUGUUUGAGUUUGUGGAGAGUGAGGGCCUUGGUAGACUCACUGUAUAAUAUCCUGAGCUGUACCUGUAUUUACAUAAUCCUAGCAUGCUACCAUUACAAGGGGACACUUCUUAAUCUCAACAUUUAUGCCACCCAACAUAAUAUUUAUAGUGUUAGUUGUUAAAGAUAAGGAAAAAAAUAAAGUAUAUAUAUCUGACCAUCCAAAUUCUAAUAUUUUUUUUCUCUUUUGCGGAGGUCCUUUUCAUGUGGAGGACUGGGGUUAUAACCCUGCCUACCCUCCCUUAAAAACAGCUCUGAUAGUGAGUGUGGGCCAAAAGUACAUUGUGAAUAAGUUCUUACUGAAAGAAGGACCUUCAUAUGGAGGCUCACUGCUGGUGAAAUAAAACGGAGGCCAGCCAUGAUUACCUGAGGAGCAUUGCUCAAAGGAACUUGCAGACAAUUACAUCCGCUGGAAGCCCAAAAGUACUGCGAGAACUGCUUGCUACUUUAAUUGACCAGACCAACUAACUACUUCCAGUACACAAUGGAAGUAUUUAAUUAAAUUUAACUGUCUACUUUAACACAAACUCCAUGCCUGUUGCAGUCAUUCAUUGAUAGAAAAAAACAAUACUUUUGUAAUAAUAUGCAAUUUUUAUCUCAUCAAAAAUUUAUCAUAUUAAAAAAGAUAGAUAACACAACUUUAGAAAUGAUAUUGCAAAAGGCAAAAUACCAAAUCUAUUACUUUUAAUGUUAUUACAUCCUACCCAUAUCCUUAUGUCAGUUAAGUCUGUUAUAUUGAUGGGUCUACUAUUUUAAUUCUAUGAAUGUCAUAAUUACUUAAUGAUAAAUAUGUUUCAUAAUUACUUAAUGAUAAAUAUGUUUUAGUUUGUUUUUUUUAAAUUGUACAAAAACAUAUCCCAUUUAUUGGAGGUUCCCUUUGAUAGUUUACUAGAAUAUUGGUUACAAGUACAAUAUUAUUAAUAGCUUGCACCAAUAUAAGAACAUUUUUAACUUUUUUUUUCAACAAAUGUAUCUAUUCAAAAUGAAAAUUGUUAUAAUUUUAUUAUUUAUUAAUUUUUGGUGUUCAUUUUGGCUGAAGGUAAUUACUUUUAUAUGUGCCACAUAGUACACUGGUCAAAACUCUUUGGUUAUUUUAUUUUAUUAUUAUUACACAUUUUUGUUUUUCUAUAUUAUUGUUAAUACUAGUAUCCCAUUUAUUGGAGGUUUCCUUUGAUAGUUUCUAGAAUACUGGUUACAAGUACAAUAUUAUUAAUAGCUUGCACCAAUAUAAUACAAAUUAUAUCAACUUUUGUUUGUUUUUUAACAGAAAUCUAUCUAUUCAAAAUAAAAAUUGUGAUAAUUUUA